This is a messenger RNA of Rosa rugosa (rugosa rose), 3367 nucleotides long. RefSeq names its product lysine-specific demethylase JMJ25-like. The transcript has 13 exons. Bases 95 to 3136 code for a protein of 1013 amino acids. The record is from RefSeq and is a predicted model, not a curated record. NCBI's taxonomy places the organism in Eukaryota, Viridiplantae, Streptophyta, Magnoliopsida, Rosales, Rosaceae. Gene Ontology annotation, biological process: regulation of transcription by RNA polymerase II. Gene Ontology annotation, cellular component: chromatin; histone deacetylase complex. Gene Ontology annotation, molecular function: transcription coregulator activity; chromatin DNA binding; histone H3K9 demethylase activity.
ACUCUUCACUUCCCUUGUACCCAUUUCACACAUAAAACACAGAGACACAGAGACAUACUCUUUUGUCCAUCAGACAAAGAUCAAACUCGUUCUAAUGGCGAGAGGGGGAGGCGGAGGAAGAGGGAGAGGCGCAAAGCGGCAAAGGGACCAAGGCUCAGAAACCCAUAACCCGAAUCAAACUGAAGAUGUUGCUGUCAAAGUUGGUGAAUAUGGUGAUGGGGUUGUUCUUUCUGAGAUAAAGGCAGUGUCUUUUGGUGGUGUAGAGAAGGGUGAGGACAGUUUGGGAAACGGUCAAAAUGAAGAAGUUGCUGUGAGUGUGAAGAAGAAGAAGAAGCCUGGGAGGAAGAGUAAGAAGGGUUUGGUGGGAAAUGGUGAUGGAGGUCUAAAGGAGGUUGCUUUUGGUGGUGAUGAGAUUGCUAUGCUGACUUUGAGGAAGAGGCCUGAACGGAACAAGAGAGUUAGAGUUAUGCAGGCAGAGGGAAAUGGUGAGAAAGGUGAAGAGAAUGGGGCUUCUGUGAACAAGAAAGGUAGGAAAAAGGUGACAUUUGCGAAGGAAGAGGGAAAGAAAGGUGUUUCGGAAGUGAAUAAUGACAAGAAGCGCGAUAGGAAGCGUGCGAAAACUGAGGAGGAAGAUGGGAAUGAAUUAGGCUAUUCGUUUAGGCCUCUGAGGGAGCAGGGACAUCUAUCAACGGAGGAGCGUAAAAAGUGGAUUGAGGAGGUAUCCCUAAUGUGCCACCAGUGUCAGAGGAAUGAUAAGGGAAGGGUUGUUCGGUGCAAAAAGUGCAGGACAAAGCGAUAUUGUGUUCCUUGCAUAGAUAAUUGGUAUCCACAUACAUCAGAGGAUGCCAUUGCUGAGGCUUGUCCUGUAUGCCGUGGAAAUUGCAAUUGCAAAGCAUGCUUGCGCUUAGAUAUACCAGUUAAAAAUCUGAAGAACCAAGAUUUAGUACUUGACAAAGAUGCAAGAGUUGAGCACUCUAAGUACUUAAUUCAUGCACUGCUUCCAUCCUUGAAAAGAAUUCAUGAAGAACAAGAGAAUGAGAUGGCGAUGGAGGCAAGGACAAAAGGAUUAUCUAACUUGAAGCUCCAGAUACCAAAGUCUGACUGUGCUGCUGAUGUUCGCGUGUAUUGCAACAACUGCAGAACUUCUAUUUUUGAUUAUCACAGAAGCUGUCCUAAAUGUUCAUAUGACCUCUGCCUCAUUUGUUGCCGGGAGAUUCGAGAAGGACAAUUGCAGCUAGGUGGGGAGGAAGUGACUUUGGAGUAUGUUUCUCGGGGCCUACCUUAUUUGCAUGGUGGAGAGGAAGACAACAAAAAAAGAAAGGGAAAGAGAAAUAGGAAUGUUGUGGAGCCACCCUCUGAAACUAGUCCCAAAAGUUCUGGAAAGCGAACAUUUGAGUGGAAAUCAUAUGAAGAUGGAAGCAUACUUUGCCCCCCAGAGGACAUGGGAGGUUGUGGCAGUGGUAAUCUAGAAUUGAGAUGCAUGUUUUCCAAAAAUUACAUCAAAGAGUUGGUAAAGAAAGCAGAAGAGAUAGAUGAAGCUUACAAACUUGUGUAUUCAAGUAGAACUUCUGCAGAGAGGUGUUCAUGUCUCAACUCUGUUGAUGAUGUCAAUUCAAGCAUCAAUGCAUCAAGGAAAGCAGCUUCUCGAGACAAUUCUGAGGACAACUAUCUGUACUGUGCAAGGGCUGGAGAUGUCCAAGUAGAGGAUUUAAAGCAUUUCCAGUGGCAUUGGAUCAAGGGUGAGCCUGUUAUUGUUAGCAAUGCACUUGAUACUGCAUCAGGUUUAAGCUGGGAACCAUUGGUCAUGUGGCGCGCUUGUCGUCAGAUGCAACAUACUAAGCAUGGUAAACAUUUGGACGUCAAAGCAAUAGAUUGCCUGGAUUGGUGUGAGGGGGAUAUCAAUAUCCACCAAUUUUUUACUGGAUACUCGAAGGGACGGUUUGAUCAAGAGAAUUGGCCACAGAUAUUGAAACUGAAAGAUUGGCCGCCAACUAAUUUAUUUGAGGAGCGCCUUCCUCGUCAUGGUGCUGAGUUCAUUUGUUGUCUGCCUUAUAAGGAAUAUACUCAUCCUCGCAAUGGUCCUCUAAACCUUUUUGCCAAAUUACCAUCAGAAUGUGUAAAACCAGACAUGGGACCAAAGACAUAUAUUGCUUAUGGUUUUUCCCAGGAGCUUGGACGUGGAGAUUCUGUAACCAAGCUUCAUUGCGAUAUGUCUGAUGCGGUGAAUGUUUUGACACAUACCACUGAAGUGAACCUUACUCCUGAGCAACUUACUGUCAUUGAAAAGUUGAAAAAGAAGCAUGCUCAACAAGACCAAAGAGAAAUUUUUGGCAAUUGUCAGACUGUGGAUGAUGAUGUUGAUAGUGGCAAGGCUGGUGGUGAUUCUUGUUUCAGUGCUGCUGAUGAUAAACAACUUCUUAAUGAAGUUGAUAAUAAUAGCAGUGGUGUAGCUGUUCCAGAACUGGUUGAUCCAAUUGUUCAACAUGUUGGAGAUGCUUCAAUGGGAUCUCUGUCCGAAAAGAACAAAGAGGCAGAAUUAGAUCAUGAUAUCGGUAGUGAAAUGCCUGCAAGAAAAUAUGGAAAUAAGUUGGAAGAGUCGGAUGUCAAUGAGGGAGGUGCUUUAUGGGACAUAUUCCGUAGACAGGAUGUUCCUAAGCUGCAGGAGUAUCUCAUGAAGCAUUUCAAGGAAUUCAGGCACAUACACUGUUGUCCAUUGCAGCAGGUUAUUCAUCCCAUACAUGAUCAGACAUUUUAUCUUACAAUGGAGCACAAAAAGAAGCUUAAAGAGGAAUAUGGAAUUGAACCAUGGACCUUCAUUCAAAACCUUGGAGAUGCUGUCUUUAUUCCUGCAGGAUGUCCGCAUCAAGUCAGGAACUUGAAGUCAUGCAUCAAAGUUGCAAUGGACUUUGUCUCACCUGAAAAUGUCGGCGAGUGCUUUCACUUGACAGAAGUAUUCCGCACACUUCCAGAAGAUCAUAGGGCUAAAGAGGACAAAUUGGAGGUAAAGAAAAUGAUUGUUCAUUCUGUCACUGAUGCUCUGGAGGAACUAAAUCAGAAUGUGAGGUCUAAGGAAGCCACUAAUCCACCUCAAUCAAGUCAGAGUGAUGGAGAUUAUAUGGUCCAGGAUACUGCAUAGUUAUCUGUCACUCAUAUGUUGUAAUAUAUUAACUGAUAGUCUGGCUUUUACCCUUCAAGUUCACAUGUGAAUCUUGUUGGUCAAGUUUUGGAGGUUUUUGGUUCAAAAGCCAGUUUUUGUAUAAAUCAGUAUUGUAUUACAGUGGUAAUGUAGUACAAGUCCUUUGGUAUUAUUAUCUAACCAAUGUAACUAUUUUGAGUACAAGUAGAAUGUUAAUGAAGAUCUGCUAGA